AGCUUUACAUACCAUUCUUUCACCCUGCGGAAACUGGUUUUUAUUUGUAUUUUUUGUUGAACUUUCCGAAUUCAGCGGAAGGUGGCACUCAACGGACGCUUCGUUGUUUGUCGCGGCGCGUUGCGUGGGACGCCGCCGUUGCGGUCGUUGGUUGCUGCUGUGUGGGCGUCUGUACGAGCUGACGUUUGAUGGCCGACUUUUCUUUCAUAACAAAGGAACUCUCUUCACAUCGUUUACGAGCACUCUCUCCCAAUUAGAAGGAUGAGGAGAAAAACUCAUGAAAGAAAAGAAACGUAUUUGAGAGGAGCGUGCCAACGUGAUGCAGCGCCGUGCACAAAUGAGACUUGCACUGCCACGUUGCGCCGAUGGGUCUGGCAGUGAUGUUUCGCCGAAUCGCUUAUGGCGAAGAAAAACACCUCCCCGAAGUGCCAGCCGUCGUUAUUACAAUUAUUAUUUUUAUUAUGACUGCUUUCCCGUGAGGGCAUCACGCGGAGCUCCGCGGCUUCAAUGGCGAAUACUCGCACCGCGUUCCUUGGGGUUUUCUGUUCUUCCCGCGCGGCCGCCAAAAAACCUUCUCGAUCUUCUUUGCUGUCCUUCGUCUUCUCUCUUCUCCACGUGCUGCGGUCCCGGGGUGAAACGGCGGUGCGUCGCACCGACAUUCCAUGACCAACAAACGAAACGUGCGAGCACACGAAAGGUUUUCGCAAGCAAGGUAACUCCGCGUUCGCUUACCACAAAUACAUAUCUAUAGUUCAGCUCUUUCCGCAUUUUUUAUCAUCGCAUAUUCGCAACCGCAAAUCAAACCCCUUUCUUUCGGAUAGCCGCGCUACCACGCAUCUCUAUAUCUAUCUACCCUUAUUUAUACAUAUCUCUUGCAAGUGUGCCGAUAGACUUCCCCACACUCUUACCUUGCCAUCAUCGUGCGGCGCCAACAUACGGUCGACCUAUCAGCGCAUACACAAGCCAUCACAGAGAGAGCGAGCGCGGGCGCGUUGCACCCCCCUCCCCCCACCGUCCGUCACCCAACUGAACCCGUCAACUACCCUUUCAUUUAUUCUUUACUCCUCUUCUCUUUCGUUGCUCCUCCCCACGUUUCGUUGGCCGUUGCUCUUUGCGAUCUCUCACCCCCUUUUCUGCGCUGUGUCGUUGCGUUCCGGCUGGUUCACCGGCCCUCGGAAUUUUUUUUUGGGGUCUCUGCGCCUCCUGCUUGUCGUUCCCAAGGUUGAACAGUAGCCUGCCUCCUCCCUCCCCUCCUUUCCUCCUACGAGAAAGACAGACAAUCCCUCCUACGCGCCAUGUCCACACACAUGCCCGGCAGCCGCCCGAUGGGCCUGCCGCAGAACCCGGCCGCGGUGAAGAAGUACUCCGCGGCGGCCUUUACUCCGCAGCCGCCGGCCAAAGUCAUUCUCGAGGACCACUCCCUCGUCGAGGUCUUCCGCCGCUCCGCCGCCUUCCAGAAAAUCAUCGCGUACGUCCAGGGCUGCACCGAGGCCGUUGAGUCCACCCCGAACUUUCGUUGCCUAUCACCGUCCAUUGAGGCGUGCGAUGACACGGCCAAGUACCUCGUGCAGGAGUACUUCCCCUACCUGCAUCAGCUGGUGACGGAGAUCCCACUGGAGGACAUGGCCCAGCAGCGCUUCGGCAACCGCGCGAAGCGCACCUUCCACUCCCGCUUUGAGAGUACGGCGGUGGCGGACAUGGAGAGGCUCGUGCGCACCUUUCCAACCUCAGCGACACGCAGCGACGCGGCGGUGACCGAGCUGGCGACCGAGCUGGCCGCCUACGUCAUGGACUCCUUCGGGAACUCCACCCGCCUUGACUUCGGCAGUGGGCACGAGCUGCACUUUUUCAUCGUCAUGAUGAUCUGCCUCGAGGAGCACGGCGACGGCGGUGGCAGCCUGAGCGCGACACCGACGGUGUUUGUGCCGCUGGAGGUGCCGCCGCCGCCGCCUGUGCCGGAUGCGCAGCGGGCCGAGGUGAAGAAGCGCCGACAGGACUAUGUCUUUUACGUCUUCUACGAGUACAUGCGCUUUGUGCGGCGGCUGCAGAAGCACUACUCCCUCGAGCCAGCUGGGUCGCACGGCGUGUGGGGCCUGGACGACUAUCACCACCUCCCGUACGUCUUCGGCGGCGCGCAGCUCGUGGGGGCUGAGGUGCGGCCGGUGAAGCCGGCGGCGGACAUGGCGGCGAUGAUCAUCCUGCCGAAGCACAUCUGCGACCGCGACAAGGUGGCACAGUUGCGGGACUGCUACUUGUACUUCAGCAUGAUUGCGUGGAUUUUGGAGAACAAGACCGGUCCGUUCCACGAGCACAGCAACAUGCUUUACAACAUCUCUGGCGUCGAGCACUGGGCGAAGAUCUACGGCGGCAUGAUGAAGAUGUUUGCAGCGGAGGUGCUGGCGAAGUUCAACGUGUCGCAGCAUCUCCUGUUUGGGCGCCACCUGCCGUGGAACACGAAGAGGCUGUGA
Molecule: messenger RNA, 2468 nt
Organism: Leptomonas pyrrhocoris
Lineage: Eukaryota; Euglenozoa; Kinetoplastea; Trypanosomatida; Trypanosomatidae
Product: putative protein phosphatase 2A regulatory subunit B
Exons: 1
Coding region: 1296-2468 (390 amino acids)
Biological process (GO): mitotic spindle organization
Cellular component (GO): nucleus; protein phosphatase type 2A complex; cytoplasm
Molecular function (GO): protein tyrosine phosphatase activator activity; peptidyl-prolyl cis-trans isomerase activity
Source: RefSeq, a predicted model, not a curated record